This is a messenger RNA of Papilio machaon (common yellow swallowtail), 1709 nucleotides long. RefSeq lists its product as uncharacterized. The transcript has 4 exons. Gene Ontology annotation, molecular function: zinc ion binding. The record is from RefSeq and is a predicted model, not a curated record. The coding region runs from base 156 to 1709 and encodes 517 amino acids. NCBI's taxonomy places the organism in Eukaryota, Metazoa, Arthropoda, Insecta, Lepidoptera, Papilionidae.
UAGCGUAGAUGGCGCCAGCGUAGCUAGUUCUUUUGUGUUUGGCGGCCAUUGCUCUGUCAUGUAUUGUUUACAAAUUUAAGAACUGUUUAUUCGCUCUAUACUGACUUGAAGACGCCCUGCAAUUGUGAUAACUUUUAGAUUAUUAUCGAAUCGUUAUGUAUUCAAAGUAUCGGAUCAAGGAACUAAAAGAUGAGCUCCGAAAACGUGGUGCUUCCUUACGCGGAAAGAAAGCAGAUCUUGUUGAAAGGUUGGAGUUUUAUGACCAAAACUUUAAUUUUGGCCGUUCUGAAAAUACUGAUAAAGAUGAUCCAAAGAUGCAGUUGCCGUUAGGAGAAACCUAUCGGGAUAUUAACAGUAACACAAUAUUGCCACCCCUAGAUAAGACCAUGAUAAGACAUUAUUUAUGCUACACACAGAAAAAAAUAGAUACAGCAAUGCAGUUAUAUGAGACACGUCACUUGCUGAUGGCACGAGCUUCUGUGGUUGGUGACAAUACCUUCAUAAAAGGCUACUGUAGGAAGACUAUGAAGAGUCUACAGUAUGAAGUAGAUAUAUUAAUAAAUAAGAAUGGUAACCCUGAAGCAUCACAAUGUGAAUGCCCUGCUGGAAGUGGAACAAAUGCAUUGUGCAAACAUGUUGCAGUCCUUUUAUUUGGCAUUGAGAACAUGGUACGAGAAAAGCUUCUGCUUCUGCAAGAAGUAUGCACUCAAAAACUGCAACAGUUUCAUGUACCUAGCAAGCCCUACACUGGUAGUCCUGUUAAAGCCGAGAAAUUUUACAGGAGAAAAAGAAAUAUAAUUUUUGAACCAUACUCUCUCAAAAAUAUAGAUAGAGUAAAUUAUAAUACAAGAUUCUCUAAUUUGAUUCUUGGUUUUUGGAAUUCCCGGAUGCCUUUGAAACAAUUAUAUGAGCCAGCUAACCCAUAUGCUCUAAUAAAUGAUCACACAUAUACAAAUAUGAAUCCCGAGGAGCAAUUUUUAAAAGAAAUGAAAUUGAAUAAAAUUACAAAUGAAGAGGCAGACCUCAUUCAAAAUAAUACAAUUGGCCAAAGUGAAUGUCCUGAUUGGCAUAAAUAUAGACAAGUGCGACUAACAGCCAGUAAUUUCCACACAAUUUGCAAUUUAAAGCCAAAAACUAUGGCAAAAUAUGCCAGAAAAGUAAUAAAUAAAAAGGAAUUUAAAUCAAGAGCUACCAGUCAUGGAUUAUUAAAUGAAAAGAUUGCUUUAAGAAAGUAUGCUGUUGAAUAUGAUCUUUUAAUAAAGCCUUGUGGUAUUUUUAUAAGUUUGGAGAGGCCAUAUCUUGCUGCAUCUCCUGAUGGGUUACUGAGCACAGAAACAAUUAUAGAAAUCAAAUGUCCCUAUGCUAGCAGGUAUCAGACAAUAGAUCCUACUUCAACCCCUUAUUUAGAACUUAUCAAUGGGAUAUUAACAUUAAAAAAAACAAGUCCUUACUAUUAUCAAGUCCAAGGACAAUUGUAUUGCUCAGGUAGAUCAUACUGCAAUGUGGUUAUAUAUACUUACAAAGAUUUAAAAGUAGUAUAUGUAGAAAAAGACAACUACUUUAUUAGUAGUAUGCUGGCAAAAUUAGAUUGUUUUUAUAUAACAACUACUUCAAAUGCGCCUUGCUCGAAAAUCAUGUUCACACAUCUGCAACAAUGUGGAUCGCUCAACCAUCUGACGGUCACUCACAGAACCAGCAUAUGCACUUGA